Juglans microcarpa x Juglans regia is the source of this 3874-nucleotide messenger RNA. Its product is annotated as DNA-directed RNA polymerase 2B, chloroplastic/mitochondrial-like. Gene Ontology annotation, cellular component: mitochondrial DNA-directed RNA polymerase complex. The record is from RefSeq and is a predicted model, not a curated record. Lineage: Eukaryota; Viridiplantae; Streptophyta; Magnoliopsida; Fagales; Juglandaceae. Bases 334 to 3333 code for a protein of 999 amino acids. Gene Ontology annotation, molecular function: DNA binding; DNA-directed RNA polymerase activity. The transcript is spliced from 19 exons. Gene Ontology annotation, biological process: mitochondrial transcription.
GUUUAUGAAGGAAAGGGAAACAAAGUACACCAUGAGAGAGCAAGGGACAGUGAGACGAAGGACAGAGAAAGGUUUAAGAAGGGUUUAGCUCCGAGGCGGCCAUUACACAUUCCCUCUAUGGAUUCGGUUCCCUCUGCGAAUUUCUUUUACGACCCAUUUCCUCUAAUCACAAUCGCAUCCCAGUCCCACUCCAUCCCAUCAAUUUCAUUGUCGUCAAAUUUUGAUUCAAAUUGAUCUUAAGUCUCUGCAAAUCUCUGCUGCAAAAUCGAUUCUCUGCUUCCCUUUUGUAAAGAAACAAAUUUUCCUUUAAGCCCUUCAAGGAUUUCCACUGGCAUGUGGAGCAAUAUUGCCAAACGAGCUAUUUCAAAGUCCCAGAGUUUUGUCCUCAAUUCCCACUCCCUCAGACGGGUUCAUAGCUUUCUGGGUCCUACCCAGGACCCGAUCUUCCCUGAAGAAUUCAGAUUUAGGCCCUCUGAGCUUAAUGCUUGCUGGGAUAAUGGGUUUUCGGAAAUGGGUUAUCAUCGACAUGACGAGUUUUUUUCACACGAGGACUUUAUGCGGAGGCCAAGUUUUGGAAUUAGUGGGUUUUGUACCAGAGGCUAUGCGAGUUUGGCCGAGGCUGAGUUAGUUUCGUCUACGGAUGUGGAGGAGGAUGUCUCGGUUGCCGAGGAGGUUCAAGAAUUAUUGCAGGAAAUGAGUAAAGAAGAGAAGAUGCAAGUUGAUUAUAGGCGGCGGAGGCAUCAGAAGAUGGCGAGGGGAAUGGGCCAAGGGAAGUAUCACUUGCUAAGGAGGAGGCAGGUGAAGAUUGAGACAGAGGCGUGGGAACAAGCGGCAAAGGAGUAUAAGGAGCUUUUGAUGGACAUGUGCGCGCAGAAGCUGACCCCGAAUUUGCCAUAUAUGAAGUCGUUGUUUCUUGGUUGGUUUGAGCCUUUACGGGACGCCAUUGAAAAGGAGCAGCAGUUGUGCCGGAAUGGGAAGAACAAGCUGGCGUAUGCCCCGUAUUUUGACCAGUUACCGGCUGACAUGAUGUCCGUUAUCACAAUGCAUAAGUUGACAGGUUUAUUGAUGACAGGUGGUGAGCAUGGAGCUGCGAGGGUGGUACAGGCCGCUUGCAUGAUAGGUGAUGCCAUUGAGCAAGAGGUUAGAAUUCACAAAUUCUUGGAGAAAACAAAACAGAAAAAGGGUGAUAAAGAUAAGGAAAAUGAAGGAGGUGACUCUAAUUCUCUUAUCAAGGAACAAGAGGAGUUACUUAUAAAAAAAAAAAGGGAACAAGAGGAGUUAAGAAAAAAGGUCACUAAUUUGAUGAAGAAGCAAAAGCUGGUGGCAGUGAGGCAGAUAGUGAAGGGAAAAGAUGAUUCAAAGCCAUGGGGCCAGGAUGCUAAGGCUAAGGUUGGAAGCCGUCUGAUUGAACUGUUGAUGCAAACAGCUUAUAUACAACCACCAGUCAAUCAGCUAGCAGAUGGCCCACCUGAUAUUCGACCUGCUUUUGUACACUCAUUCCGAACUGUGAAGAGCGAAGGAAAGAAAACAAGCAGAAGAUAUGGCAUUAUUGAAUGUAACCCUCUAGUUCUUAAAGGCCUUGAGAGAACUGUAAGGCACAUGGUUAUUCCUUAUAUGCCAAUGUUGGUGCCCCCAGUCAAGUGGACAGGUUAUGAAAAAGGAGGGCACUUGUUUUUACCAUCCUAUAUCAUGCGCACUCAUGGAUCCAGACAUCAACGUGAAGCAGUUAAGAGGGCUCCUAGGAAACAACUAGAACCAGUUUUUGAGGCGCUGAAUACUCUUGGGUAUACCAAGUGGAGGAUAAAUAAGAGGGUACUUAGUAUUGUAGAUAGAAUAUGGGCUAGUGGUGGCCGUCUUGCUGAUUUGGUAGACCGCAAUGAUGUACCUUUACCAAAUGAGCCAGAUACUGAAGAUGAAGCUCAGCUUAAGAAAUGGAAAUGGAGAGUCAAAUCUCUGAAGAAAGAGAACAGGGAGAGACAUUCACAGCGUUGUGACAUAGAACUUAAACUUGCUGUUGCAAGGAAAAUGAAGGAUGAAGAAGGUUUUUUCUACCCACACAACCUUGAUUUUCGAGGUCGUGCAUACCCAAUGCACCCGUACUUAAAUCAUCUGGGUUCAGAUCUAUGCCGGGGUAUUUUGGAAUUUGCCGCAGGACGCCCUCUUGGAAAGUCAGGCUUACGUUGGUUAAAGAUACACUUGGCAAACUUAUAUGCUGGUGGUGUGGACAAAUUGUCUCAUGAGGGUCGAAUAGCAUUUACUGAGAACCAUUUAGAUGAUAUAUUUGAUUCUGCAGACAGGCCACUUGAAGGCAAGUGCUGGUGGUUGAAUGCAGAAGAUCCAUUUCAGUUCUUGGCUGUGUGCAUGAAUAUAACUGAUGCCUUGAGAAGUUCAUCCCCAGAGACCUUUGUUUCACAUAUACCUGUACACCAGGAUGGUUCUUGCAAUGGUUUACAACACUAUGCUGCUCUUGGAAGAGACAAGUUGGGGGCUGUAGCUGUCAAUUUAGUUGCGGGAGAGAAGCCAGCAGAUGUUUACUCAGGAAUAGCUGUUAGGGUACUAGAAAUCAUGCGAAAGGAUGCCCAGAAAGAUCCCACUGUUUUUCCAGAUGCAUUGCAUGCAAGAAUAUUAAUUAAUCAGGUAGACAGGAAAUUGGUGAAGCAAACAGUGAUGACGUCAGUAUAUGGGGUCACUUACAUUGGUGCUAGGGAUCAAAUCAAGAGGAGGUUGAAGGAACGUGGUGCAAUUGCAGAUGAUGCUGAGCUCUUUGGUGCUUCUUGUUAUGCUGCAAAGACCACCCUAACUGCAUUGGGGGAGAUGUUUGAAGCUGCACGCAGUAUCAUGAGCUGGCUUGGUGAAUGCGCAAAAAUAAUUGCAUCCGAAAAUCAGACAGUGCAGUGGACAACUCCACUUGGACUUCCUGUUGUGCAACCGUAUCGAAAUUUGGGAAGGCAUCUUAUAAAAACUUCUCUUCAGAUAUUAUCACUACAGCGAGAAACAGAAAAGGUCAUGGUCAACCGGCAGAGGACAGCUUUUCCACCAAACUUCAUUCACUCCCUCGAUGGUUCUCACAUGAUGAAGACUGCAAUUGCCUGCAAAAAAGCUGGCUUGAACUUUGCAGGUGUUCAUGAUUCAUAUUGGACCCAUGCAUGUGAUGUGGAUGAAAUGAGCAGGAUACUUAGAGAGAAGUUUGUUGAACUCUAUGAGACACCAAUACUGGAGAAUUUACUUGAAAGCUUUCAGCAGUCCUUCCCGACAUUGUCUUUUCCUUCCUUACCUGAACGUGGGGACUUUGAUUUAAUGGAUGUCUUGGAAUCCCCAUACUUCUUUAACUGAACAGAUGCACGUAUUUCUCUCCCCCAGGGCUACAGUGAUCUCAUGCCUCUAUAGAUGUUUGCUUCUCUGUUUCUUUCCAUAUCAUGGUUAGGAAAAGAAGGGUCUUCUGUCAAAAUCCCUCGUUGAGAAUUGCUGCACCAUCGAUGUAAAUAUUACGUGAGGAUGUCCCUGCACAUGGAGAAGAUUGCUACUUGAUGCUUCAUGUGGCCUUGAACUCAGCUUUCUAUGCUCCUGUACAGCCAACGCGUAACUUCAGUUUUUCUUUGUAUGUAUGCCAUAUGGGUUAAAAGAGCUUGUCUGAAGUCGAAUCACGGCAGGAAAAUUCUAAAUAGGAAGCUGAGAUAUAAGUGCGCAAUGGCUGCUGCUUGUACACAGCUUCUUGACAAUACAUUUCCAUGCAUCGUGUUAAAGAUGCGAAGCUUCAUGAUGAUUCGAUUGAUAUCAGAGUCUGUUGUGAGAAAAUGCUAGGAUCAAGGUUCUUUUGAUAGUUGCAGAUGCAAAUAUUGCUUUUUCUUUAGGAUAUAAUACUUCUUUUCCGUUA